AUGGGGAGAGGUAGGGUAGAAUUGAAGAGGAUAGAGAACAAAAUCAACAGGCAAGUCACUUUCGCCAAGCGUAGGAAUGGACUUUUGAAGAAAGCUUACGAGCUCUCAGUUCUCUGUGAUGCUGAGGUUGCUUUGAUCAUCUUCUCCAAUAGGGGAAAACUCUAUGAGUUUUGUAGCAGCUCAAGCAUGCUCAAAACACUUGAGAGGUAUCAAAAAUGCAACUAUGGAGCACCGGAGUCAAAUGUCUCUGCAAAGGAGGCACUGGAGCUAAGUAGUCAGCAGGAGUAUUUGAAACUCAAGACACGGUAUGAAGCACUACAACGAUCCCAGAGGAAUCUCCUGGGUGAGGAUCUUGGCCCUCUCAACUGCAAGGAGCUUGAGUCGCUAGAAAGGCAGCUCGAUUCAUCUCUCAAGCAUAUCAGAUCAGCUCGGACACAGCUCAUGCUGGACACACUUACAGAUCUUCAAAAAAAGGAGCAUGCAUUAAAUGAGGCAAACAGGACUUUGAAGCAAAGGCUGAUAGAAGGAAAUCAAGUCCAUUGGUAUCAGCAGCAGGAAGUCUGCUAUGAUAACAGACAACCUGCACCUCCACAUCAAACUGAUCAUGAAGCCAUCUUUCAUCCGCUCGACUGUGGACCCACUUUACAAAUGGGGUAUCAAACGGAUCCACUAACAGCUGCGGGAGGAGGAGCAGGGCCAAGUAUGAAUAAUUACAUGCAAGGAUGGUUGCCAUGUUAA
Molecule: messenger RNA, 738 nt
Organism: Cynara cardunculus var. scolymus (artichoke)
Lineage: Eukaryota; Viridiplantae; Streptophyta; Magnoliopsida; Asterales; Asteraceae
Product: agamous-like MADS-box protein AGL9 homolog
Exons: 8
Coding region: 1-738 (245 amino acids)
Biological process (GO): positive regulation of transcription by RNA polymerase II
Cellular component (GO): nucleus
Molecular function (GO): DNA-binding transcription factor activity, RNA polymerase II-specific; protein dimerization activity; RNA polymerase II cis-regulatory region sequence-specific DNA binding
Source: RefSeq, a predicted model, not a curated record